Molecule: messenger RNA, 2986 nt
Organism: Paramuricea clavata
Lineage: Eukaryota; Metazoa; Cnidaria; Anthozoa; Malacalcyonacea; Plexauridae
Source: the annotation of a GenBank genome assembly
GGCUCAAUGUGUUAUUUUGUGGUUUGAACAAACUUGAUCCAACACGCUACAAUGUUUACUGUGGUCAGUUGGAGUUAGCGUCGAAAUCAGGACUUCUUGACAUGGUCACAACAGAUAUCGACCAAGUGAGUUGUAGUUUGUAUCUAUAUGCAUUUUCUGUUGAAAUAUACCAUCUACCUGAAAUUUCCUUCUCAGGUGAAGCUGUGGUUAAAUCAGUGGGAUGAUGUACAGAAGUCAAGAAAGAUUUAUCGCUUGCUUCAUGAUGCAUUUCUCUCUAACGAACAAAGGUGUGGUAUUUGCUAUAUAAUCUUGAAUGGUUAAUUUGUGCCAGUGUAGGUAGUGGCAAUAAUAAGAAAGCUACGAUGCGUCCGACCAAAGGACGUCAAAUUUGUGAAUUUGGCAAUCUCAGUGGAACGUGCUUUGUUGAAAGUUUUCGUAGAAGACGCAGAGAUAAUUUUUUAGCUGUCGAAUAGUGUUUUUCAUUUAAAGUCAGCCACAGUUCUUCGUUCAAAUAUGAAAUACAUUCAUCGACUUUAAAAAACAUUCAUCUUCACUCAUUCAUCCAAAAAAACAUUCAUCAUUCAUCCACUCUAAAAAACAUUCAUCAUUAACUCAUUCAUCCACUCUAAAAACAUUCAUCAUUAACUCAUUCAUCCACUCUAAAAUACAUUCAUCAUUAACUCAUUCAUCCACUCUAAAAAAACAUUCAUUCAUCCACUUUAAAAACCAUUCAUCAUUCACUCAUUCAUCCACUCUAAAAAACAUUCAUCAUUCACUCAUUCAUCCACUUUAAAAAACAUUCAUCAUUCACUCAUAUACAUCCACUCCUAUUCACUCAUUCAUCCACUCUAAACAUUCACUCAUUCAUCCACUCUAAACAUUCAUUCACUCAUUCAUCCACUCUAAACUUACAAAGAACUUAAUAAGAAAGCUGUUGAUGGAGAGAGAUACAUCUGAUUGAUUAAUUGUAGCAGCAGUAGAUCCUGCAGUCUAUUAUAUAGUGCAUUAUUUUUUAUUCUACAGAGAGAGUGCGUCUGAAAUGAUGAUAGAGUUAUUAAGAACGUAUCCUGAAGAGAGCGCUGGAGAAGCCAAAGAUGAUGCAACAAACUGUAUUGUAUCUUUCAUUGAUCGUCCCAAUGUUUGGAUUAUGGAUCAUCUCUUAGAACUUGGUCCUGUCAGAAGUUUGAAAGAAGAAUUAAUAUAUCAGGUCAAUCUUCUAGACAGCUUAAUUUGUAGUUCUUAUAAGCCAUCCAUUGGACUGUUUCACUCACCAUGUCUGAUCCAUGAUGUUUGUAGGGCGCAUUGCAGCUUAAAGUGCAUAUGACAUGAAUAUGAUUAUUUUCUUGAAAGAAAAAACUCUUUAAGCUGUAGUCUAAAUUAUUUUCAUUUUCUUGAUUUUAUGGUUUGUUCCCGUGAUAUUUCAAUGUGCUUGAUAUGUAAAUGAGUGUGAAUAUGUCCGUUAAUUUAUGACGUCACUUUGGUUGCAAGCUCUUCGAAGUGGUUCAAUAUCACUGCUAUCAUCCAAGAUGAUAAUUUCAAACUUCAUUCACUGGUAAAUGUGAUGAAACACUGAAGAAAAACGUGAACUGAUAUCUACAGUUUUUAGAGUUACUAGAUUUAUAGCUAGUGUAAGUUGAGCUUGUAACCAAAGUGACGUCAUAAAUUAGCGGACAUAUUCACUCUCAUUUACAUAUAUAUCAAACAAAUUCAAAUAUCUCUGGAACAAACCACAAAAACAAGAAACUGAAAAAUAAGUUACUUUAUAGCUUAAAGAGUCCUUUCAUUCAAGAAAAUAAUCAAAUUCAAUGUCAUAUGCACUUUAAUGUCAUAACUGCAUGUUUGAUUUUGAUGUUUUAGAUUCUUGAGAUAUUUGUCAGUGGUAGUAUUAAAGAUUACAUAAAGUUUUAUGAAGAAAAUUCAAACUUUGUUGAAUCUACAGGUGAAGCAAUACGCUUUUUGUUGCUGCAAUUAAAUUCGAGUUUGAACGCAACACAUAUGCUUAUAUUAUGUAUUUCACUAAUUAAACAAAAAAGUACACUGUGUCUUCUUGUUCAAACAUGGUUGAUUUCAUCUAGGUCUGAAUCAUGAGAGAAAUUUAAGAAAAAUAAGAAUUCUCACAUUCAUUUCAUUGGUGAACAAACAUGAUGAAAUAACAUUUGAAGAAUUAUCAAAAGAAUUAAAUAUUAAUGUUGAAAAUGUUGAAAGUUUCAUUAUUGAUGGUAAGCUUAUGUUAAUGUCUGGCAUUACACUCACAGUUUUGUAUAUUGAUCGUGAAAUUUAUUUUCCAAGUGUUGAAAACGAGGCUUGCCCGUGUACGAAUAGAUGAAGUAGACGGACGAAUCAUCACAAGGUAAUUAUCAACAUACAAUAUAAUUAUACACGCGCAAAAAUCUUGUAGCAAGUCUGCCAACAAGCUGUCAACAAGUUGUGUUCGCACUGCUUGUUCCAAGUUGUCAACAAGUUUGGAACAAGCUGUUAACAACUUGGAACAACCUUGUUGAUAUUAUCAGACUUGUUGUUACGAUCAUGAUAUGACAAUAUUGUUAGAACCUUGUGUCAUCAACCUUGUAACAUUGUUGUUAUAGCAUCAUGACUGUAUCAGACUUGUUAGAACAACCUUGUAACAAGCUCGAUAGUGCCACAAGUUUGUUAUAAGUAGUUAGCAGCUUGUUCCAAACUUGUUACAACAACUGGGAACAAGCAAUGCGAACACAACUUGUCGACAGCUUGUGAACAGAUUUGUAACAACUCGUUUGCAGACCUGUAACAACUUGUGCGUUUUUACGUAUGUAGCAUUCUAGAUCAAUUUAUAGCAUUGGUCCAAUUUACAUUUUAACUCAUUUAUCUUAUUCAGCUCGGCAGCUUACAGAACGUUUGGCAAUAAACAAUGGCAAAUACUUCAACAGAGACUUAAAGAAUGGCAAACAAACUUACAAACUGUUCAAAAACAACUUAUAGAUAUACAACCUAAUAUGUAAUUUUGAAC